AUGGCGGACGAUCCGAAACCAAUCAUUGUCCUCUCAGAUGAUGUUGUCAACAAAAUCGCGGCAGGAGAAGUGGUGGUACGACCAAUGAAUGCCGUUAAAGAGAUGAUGGAAAACUCUUUGGAUGCCGGAGCCACUGAAAUUACAAUAACUAUUAAGAAUGGCGGAUUGGAUUUGAUUAAAGUAAAGGAUAAUGGAAAGGGGAUCAGACAAGAGGAUUACGAGAAUGUCUGCGAGAGAUUCGCUACUUCGAAACUGGAAACAAUCGGAGAUCUCCAAAGAAUGGCGACCUUCGGCUUCAGAGGAGAAGCCUUGGCCUCACUCUCUUGUAUGGCCAAGGUUGUAGUCACUUCUAAAACAAGACAAAGUGCUCAUGCUUGGACCUGCACAUACGAGAGUAAAGCUUUAUAUUAUGAGUGAAUUGGAUUCCUGCUUACUUUUUUCAGACUGUAAACCGACUACUGCCUGUACUCCUUCAGCUGGUCUUCAGGGAACUCAGAUCAUAGUGGAUAAAUUAUUUUCUGCUUAUCCCCAUCGAAGAGCCACGUUCAAACAUCCUCAUGAUGAAGCAGUUCAGAUUAUUAGUCUUGUGUCCAAAUAUUCUGCUAAUUUCCCGUGAGAACUACUGCUCCUGUUACAGUAUACCCAUUUAGUGAUGUGGCCUUUUCGGUUGUCCGUCAUGAUGGAAAAGGGUCCUUUAGAUCUCUCGGAAAUGGAGAUCGACAUGCUGUAAUCAAGAUGUGCAAUCCUACUGUAACCAGAGAUCUGUUCGACUUUACAGUGAAAGAUGAGAACUUGCAAUUUGAGGCUGAUAUCUGCAUGGCCCAUCCGUUAUCUGCAUUCACUUCCAAGGCUGUGGCUGCCCGUCAACAAAAACAGCGCCUCUUCCAGAUAUUCAUCAACAACAGGUCUGUCAGUUGUAAUAAACUGAAGAGUGCACUUGAUCUGACCUUUUCAUCCAAAGAUUCUUAUUGUGCUUUUAUUCAUGUGUCCAUGAGGGUAAGGAUUAAAUGAUCAACUACAGUAUCUUGUAGAUAAACCCGGCUAGAAUGGAUGUAAAUGUACAUCCGACGAAGGAGUAUGUAUAUUUUCUCGAUGAGACAGAGAUUAUUGAGACGAUUCAAAAGGUAAUAGAAAGCAUUGCGUAUAAUAUAAAUUUUAUUUUUUUUAGAAAUUAUUGGAGGUGUUGGAAAAUUUUAGUCAUCGCGGAGUAAUCGAGAUGAGCAAACCCAAUAAAACUCUUGACAUGUAAGUUUAAAGAAAUGUAUGGUGAUGGUAAACUUAUAGUACUAACAACAAAAUUCAACCAAAAAUUACGAGUUUUUGUCAGGAUACUGGAGUUGCAAGCACAGUUACUGGCACCUCGCAAGGAACAAAACGGCGAGCUGAUGGGGAACCCGUAAAUAAGCAAUCUGACUACUUCAAGAAGAAGAUCGCUCCUAAAUUGGUAUGGAUAAUUCGUAAAAAAAAUAUUUAUAGAUGGUUCGAGUUGAUGCCAGGAAUCGGACGCUUGAUGAAUUCUUCGGGGAGAGUGAUAAUACAGCUGGAAAUGUCACCUUUACGGGGAGAAAUAAUCGAGUUGAUGAAGAUAAUAAAGUCAUCACUGAGGAGGAGAUGGUAUGUAAACUUAAUUGAAGGGAGAAAGUUGUUACAGGAAAGAUCGUCACAACGUCAGAAAAUGUGCGUUGAGAUCCAAGGGAUUCUCAGGAAAAGAAUCUCGGAAUCUUCGAAUCCGCGAGCCCAGAGACUGUUCAAAUACAUGAUAUUGGUCGGCUUCAUUGACUCCAAAAGAGCCUCUUUUCAAAGUGAGAAUCUCCUUUUACUCGUCGAUUAUUUGCCCGUUUUGGAAGAGUUGUUUUAUCAAGUAGGUCUGACUGUAAAUGUCAACAUUUGCAUUCAGAGGUGUGUGAAUCUAAUGGGGAAUUUGAGUCGUCGCAGAUUGAUUCUGAAUCCUGAGGAAGGUGGAAUCCCGUUGAUUGGACUAAUCGACAAAUAUCUUGACGUUCAUCAUGAGAUCAAGCUGCCCGGGGAAACAGCGGAAAAGAAUCGGAACGCGGUAGUCGAUGAACUUGUCGCCAAUUUAUGCUCCUCUGAUGUUAUCGAGAUGCUAUGGGAAUCGUUUGGCAUCUGUGUCCAGAUCUCUGAAGAACUGGGUCCGUGCAUUCAAACAAUCUUGUGUCUGGUGGAUGGUUACACACCUCUAUUGGCACUACAAUUGCCCAGAUUUGCUUUCGAAUUAGUGUCUUGUGAUUAUGGAAAGGUAAAGUAGAAAGCCUUCGUUUAAAAAUUUUUGUAGACUCAUCUUCUACAUCACCAGAUCUCAAGGGCUCUGGCCCGUCUUCAUACCCCGUAUGCCAUCUCCUCACUUAAAGUGAGCGACCACAAAAGGCAUCAGAAGCUAAUCAAAUGCCAGCUUUUCCCGCUAUUCAAGACCCAUAUAACUCCUCCCGACACCCUUGGUCCUUAUAUCAAGGAAGUCAUGUCCACCAUGAAUGCAUUCAAAAUCUUUGGUCGUUGUUGA
Bursaphelenchus xylophilus (pine wood nematode) is the source of this 2518-nucleotide messenger RNA. The record is from the annotation of a GenBank genome assembly. Lineage: Eukaryota; Metazoa; Nematoda; Chromadorea; Rhabditida; Aphelenchoididae.